AUGAUCGCCUUGAAGAAACUUUACGGGGACGAACUUCUCCGCCUAGCUUUAGUCCUUAGCCUUUUAAAAGCAAAUCCAGAAGAAUACCUCGAGCUGGAGACACAUCAGCUAGCUGGUCUCCAUAUAUCCAAUGGAUCUGACUGGUCCUUGGAACAUGAAGCCCGGACCUUGAUCAGACCAAGGCAUGUCCAUCCAAAGUCGUUGGACCACAUAUUGGUCAACUACGAAAGACAACUUUUCGAAGAGCUUAACUCUCUUGGUCGUUAUAAUUACUUGGAAAACAAUGAACGGAUAUGGUAUAAUCAGGGUUCGAUUCAUACAUAUUUACUAAAUAAUGUAGCGACGGACACAGUCGCGCCCGGGUUGUCCCAGGAGACGGUCCACGAUGAAACUGUCCAGGACAACGUUUCAUCGGACGACAAUGUAGCUCAGGAGGUGAAGGUUGAAGAAGACAACCAGGACCAACCAGAUGUUGUAGUGACGUUGUCCGCGGAUUUCCUACAAAAUCAUACGGAGUCGGAUAUAUUCGCGGAAAUAUCUAGUCGAUCCUUCGAUGUGAACGAAUUUCUGUUACCGAACGAGAUGCAGAUUAAAAAGGAGCCAGACUCUGAAGAAGACUUGAUUGUGAACGUGAAGCAGGAAAGAGAUGAUGAUCUAUACAGCGAUAAUGCGAUUGAUGACUAUGUACCAUAUUUUUCGGCGAAAUCCGGAAAAUUGGAACUUGGUGAACCAAAUUCAGUGUUUCAUCAGAAUCUAGCAGAUCUUCAGGAUUAUGAAGAAUUGUUUGAUGAUGUGAAGGAACUCAAAAAUGAUUUGGAGUUUCUGGAUGUUAAACAACAGCAAGAGAACCUGGAACAGUACCUUCUGGAAAACACACCUCUGGAUAGUGAAGUGUACGAAUUGGCGCCAAUGUUUGAAGAGGAGUUUGUGGUGGGUGUAAAGAGGGAAAGAGCUAGCACUAGUUUCACUUCCGCGAGCUCUAGCGGAGUGAGCGAGAUGGAUAUAUCGUCUGACAAGGACGUGCCUGAUGUGAAGUUGGAGCCUGAUGAAGGGAACCACAGCGGUGAUGAACUGACUCAAGAGGACAUGGAUCUGAUCGAGGUUCUAUGGAAGCAGGAUGUGGACAUGGGCUUCUCCCUAGAUCCUAUGCAGCCGGAGGGUCCUCAUGCGACCAAAGUGGAAUUAAAAGGCCAAAUCGAUAAAGAACUAAAAUUAGCCGAAGAGAACAUCCAGAAGAAGAAAGAAGAGACGGAGAAGAUAGAGAAGGUCAAAGCUUCUCUACUUGAACCGGAAAAGGAGGAUGACCCGUGGGCUGGACUCUCUUAUACUGUGGACACUGAAACCGGUGAAUACGUUAUUCAGGGUGAGUUACCUGAACAGCUUGUAACUGAAGAGUCAGGAUUUGAUCUUCUAGAAGAGGCCCUUCAGCUCGUAGAACUUGGAGACGAGGGUGACAAGAAGGAUGAACAGACUCAGGCGGUAGAGGGGAGCAGCGGUGCUAAUAUGCUGCAUCCGGCUAUGCGGCAUGUGCCGCACCACCCGCUCGCCCACUACCACAAUCAGUCGCUCAUGCGCUCUAUGUCAGUGGAACAGAGGUGGCAAGAUCUAGCGUCUCUCCUGACCAUCCCGCCGCCGCCGGACCAGUACCAGCACUACCAGCAUGCCCACGCCCACACCCACCCCCAUCCACACCCACACCCCCACUCCCACAAUAUUAGCCAUGGGGCAGCAGGUUAUGCUCCCAAUUACCACGCCCCAAUACCACCAGUUCCAGAAAAACACCAUGAGGCGUACGGCGCCGCCGCACCUAUCGAAAACGCAUAUAAAGUGGAAUCUGCUCAUCAUCCUCAACAACAUGAGCCUGUGUAUUACCAGAAUUCCACGUCAGAAAUGGCGCCACCGAAUCAGGAUGGGUUUCUUCAAUCCAUAUUGAAUGACGAAGACCUUCAACUGAUGGAUAUGGCUAUGAAUGAAGGCAUGUACACAAUGCGCAUGCUGGACGGUGCGUCGGCGACGCAUGUGCCACACAACCACACUCAAAUGCCGAUGACGAACGAGAGAGAUUCGGCGUCCGACAGUGCCGUUUCAUCAAUGGGCUCUGAGAGAGUUCCGUCUCUGUCCGACGGAGAGUGGUGUGACGGAAGUGAUUCAGCCCAAGAGUUCCAUAGUUCGAAGUUCCGACCUUACGAAGGCGCGUAUGGAAGAGACCGAGCGUCUCACGCUCCUCAGAAGAAACAUCAUAUGUUCGGAAAGAGAUGCUUCCAGGAACAAGCCACCCCCCCAACCCUCGAGCCCCUAGUCCCUCGACCACCAGUGGUCAAGUACGAGUGCGAACAAACGUACCACGAAAACAUGCAAAUGCAUAACGUGGAAUAUCCACCCCGUCACCAGAUCGUCCCACACGUGACCACGCUACAGUCGGCCAUCGACCUCAACACGCCGCACUCCAGUCACGCUCUUUUACAGAACGCAGUGCCAUCAGUGAGUCCCCCUCGUUUCGGGUUCGGUUCCGGGGAUAGAGUGCGACACAACCACACAUACAGUGCUCCCUUACCGCCCGCUGAAGCAAGGCAACAUACACGGGACAAACGAGUACGUCGUCUCACAGACGGCAGUACGUCGGACGCGGGGAGCGUCGCGGGGCAUCUCACGCGCGACGAGAAGCGAGCGAAGGCACUCGGUAUACCAUUAGAUGUACAAGAUAUAAUCAAUUUGCCAAUGGAUGAAUUCAACGAGCGCCUCUCCAAACAUGACCUGAGUGAAGCGCAACUCUCGCUUAUUAGGGACAUACGGCGAAGGGGGAAGAAUAAGGUGGCAGCACAGAAUUGUCGCAAACGCAAGUUGGAUCAGAUCACGACUCUCGCAGACGAAGUGCGCACAGUGAGGGACCGCAAGGCGUGCACUCAGCGGGACCAUCAUGCCCUUCUAGCUGAAAGGCAGAGGGUCAAGGAGCGGUUUGCUGCAUUAUACAGACAUGUGUUCCAGAACUUACGCGAUCCCGAAGGCCGGCCUCUAUCUUCUACUCAAUUCUCCCUACAACAGGCGGCCGACGGCAAUGUAGUGUUGGUCCCGAAAAUGCAUCAUGAUCACCCAAUGAACCGUUCGUCUGACGACGAAAUGGACAGGAAAGCUAAAAACUACGAACAG
This is a messenger RNA of Brenthis ino (lesser marbled fritillary), 3147 nucleotides long. NCBI's taxonomy places the organism in Eukaryota, Metazoa, Arthropoda, Insecta, Lepidoptera, Nymphalidae. The record is from the annotation of a GenBank genome assembly.